AUGGUUGAACCUGAUCGCCCAGGAAAGCUCUUCAUUGGAGGGCUCAAUACAGAAACAAAUGAGAAAGCCCUGGAAGCUGUAUUUGGCAAAUAUGGGCGAAUUGUAGAAGUGCUCUUGAUGAAAGAUCGAGAAACCAACAAAUCAAGAGGAUUUGCUUUUGUCACCUUUGAAAGCCCGGCGGAUGCCAAAGAUGCAGCCAGAGAUAUGAAUGGAAAGUCUUUGGAUGGAAAGGCUAUCAAAGUGGAACAAGCCACUAAACCAGUAUUUGAAAGUGGAAACUGCAAGAGCCUCCCCUUCCCCCAAUAA
This is a messenger RNA of Elephantulus edwardii (Cape elephant shrew), 306 nucleotides long. RefSeq names its product RNA-binding motif protein, X chromosome-like. Gene Ontology annotation, cellular component: spliceosomal complex. The record is from RefSeq and is a predicted model, not a curated record. NCBI's taxonomy places the organism in Eukaryota, Metazoa, Chordata, Mammalia, Macroscelidea, Macroscelididae. The transcript is spliced from 2 exons. Gene Ontology annotation, molecular function: RNA binding. Gene Ontology annotation, biological process: positive regulation of mRNA splicing, via spliceosome. Bases 1 to 306 code for a protein of 101 amino acids.